Molecule: messenger RNA, 528 nt
Organism: Colletotrichum fioriniae
Lineage: Eukaryota; Fungi; Ascomycota; Sordariomycetes; Glomerellales; Glomerellaceae
Source: RefSeq, a predicted model, not a curated record
AUGUCGGCAGAUGUGACCUUUGACAUCGUCACGGCCAGCAUCUGCGCCCUCCUCAUCAUCGUCCGCUGCGGCUACCGCAUCCUCCUACGAUGCAAAGUUCACGAUACGUGCCACCGGAUGUGGCACGUCGACGACGCCUACAUGGCCUUUGCGCUCCUCCCGCUCAUCGGCCGCACGACUUGCAUCUCGCUCUCCUUCUACCUCAACCCAACGCACACGUACGAUGCCGCCACCGAAGAGGCGGCCGCGGCGCGGAAUCUCAGUGUUGAGAAAUUGGCAGAGUAUUACGUCAUCUCACACAAGCUGCUUAUACCGGCUCGCAUAUUCUAUGCAUUAUUCAUGUGGUCCCCUGAUCCUACGGGCGCGAAUACCUGCCACCGAGCCCUCGGAAAUCUCGUCACAAUGGCCGUCUUCAACAUUGUUACCGAUAUCGCGCUCAUCAUCUUUCCCUUUCCCAUCUUUCGCCACGUUAAACUCGACAGCAAAGUGUUCGUCUCCAUCAGACCCCUAGGAUCCCUCAAUGCUUGA